Anopheles marshallii is the source of this 2910-nucleotide messenger RNA. RefSeq names its product glutamate receptor ionotropic, kainate 2-like. The coding region runs from base 1 to 2910 and encodes 969 amino acids. The record is from RefSeq and is a predicted model, not a curated record. Gene Ontology annotation, biological process: synaptic transmission, glutamatergic; monoatomic ion transport; modulation of chemical synaptic transmission. Gene Ontology annotation, molecular function: transmitter-gated monoatomic ion channel activity involved in regulation of postsynaptic membrane potential; glutamate-gated receptor activity. The transcript has 9 exons. Lineage: Eukaryota; Metazoa; Arthropoda; Insecta; Diptera; Culicidae. Gene Ontology annotation, cellular component: plasma membrane; postsynaptic membrane.
AUGGUCAGCAGUAGAAGUCGUUGGAAAACUUCCCUCCAACUGACGGGCGUUGUCUUACCCGUCUGUCUCCUAUUGCCACUUCUCGCCGAACGUCAAGCAACGGUUAGCGCCUACAGCAGCGAUCUUGAUGAGACGGUGGAGCACAUUAAAAUUGGUGGGUUGUUCGAUGGUGCCACCGAAGAUGCGGAGCUCGCAUUCCAGUACGCCGUCGAGGCGGUCAACAACGAGAAGCUAUCGUACUCCAACUAUCAGCUAGAAGCGCAGGCAGUGCAAGUCAAAUAUGGCGACCAGUUCGAUGUGUCGAAGAAGCUCUGCCGGCUACUGAAGACCGGUGUUGCCGGUAUUUUUGGCCCAUCCUCGCCAAAAUCGGCCCUGCACGUGCAAAGUGUGUGCGACGAGAAGGAGAUGCCACACAUCGAGACGCGUUGGGAUGCAUACACGAAGUUGCCGACGCUAAACCUUCAUCCACAUCCCCACAUCAUGGGACGCGUGUUUCUGGAUCUGGUCGUAGCGUUCGAGUGGAAGUCUUUCACCAUCCUGUACGAGUCCGGUCCAUGGCUACCGAGUAUUGCCGAUCUGCUGAAGAUGUACGACCCGAAAGGCUACACGGUGACCGUCCGUCAGCUGGACCUGCGACUGAACGGUAACUACCGCGCAGUGUUACGGCGCGUCAAGCUGUCCGAGGACAAGCGCAUCAUACUCGCCUGCUCAAUCGAUUCGAUGCCCGAAGUGUUGAAGCAAGCCCAACAAGUAGGCCUGCUGACAGAUCACCAUCAAAUCAUCAUCACCUCGCUGGAUCUGCACACGAUCGAUCUGGAACCGUACCAGUACAGCGGUACCAACAUCACCGGAGUACGGUUGGUCGAUCCGGAAGAGGACAAAAUAAAGCAGGUUGCCGACUUCUUAAACGCGUCGCAGAUCGCCAAAACGCUCGAACUGCAGGACGGCCUGAACCCGGCCAAGAUGCGCGUUGAAACGGCGCUCAUGUACGAUGCAGUGUUGCUGUUUGCGGAAGCUCUGAAGCAUCUGAUUGGAACAGAACCGGCACAUCUGCUCGAACCGAUCUCGCUCAAGUGUGACGAUACGACCACCUGGAAGAGUGGUUACAGCGUCAUCAACUACAUGAAGAGUUCCACCAUCCAUGGGUUGACGCGCAGCAUCAAGUUCGACCACCAAGGGCAUCGAUCCGACUUUCUGCUCGACAUUAUUGAGCUUGGACCAGCCGGGCUCGAGAAGGUCGGCGUCUGGAACUCGACCGAGGGGCUGAACUUCACGCGCAAAAAGGAACAAACUUUGCUCGCGUUUGAUGAUGGUACGCUCCAAAACCGUACCUUUCUAGUGCUAACAGCAAUCUCACCACCGUACGGUAUGCUGAAAGACUCCCCAGUGAAGCUUACCGGUAAUGAACGCUUCGAAGGUUACGGCAUCGAUCUCAUACACGAGCUGUCACUGAUGCUCGGCUUCAACUACACCUUCAUACUGCAGGAGGACGGCGUGUACGGUUCCCUCAACAGAGACACGAAGAAAUGGAACGGCAUGGUACUCGAACUCCUCGAAUGGCGCGCUGAUCUUGCCAUUACUGACCUCACCAUCACGUCCGAUCGUGAGAGUGCCGUUGACUUCACAAUGCCCUUCAUGAACCUGGGCAUCUCGAUCCUGUACCGGAAGCCUACCAAGGAGCCACCAUCGCUCUUUUCCUUCAUGUCACCGUUCUCCAAGCAGGUUUGGGUGUAUCUCGGCGGUGCCUACAUGAUGGUGUCGAUGUCACUGUUCAUUCUAGGCCGUAUCUCGCCCAAGGAGUGGGACAAUCCCUACCCAUGCAUCGAAGAGCCGGAGGAGCUGGAGAACCAGUUCAGCUUCAGUAACUCGAUGUGGUUCACGAUCGGUGCACUCCUGCAACAGGGUUCCGAAAUCGCGCCCAAAGCUCCAGCAACGCGUGCCGUCGCCUCCAUCUGGUGGUUCUUUACCCUGAUCAUGGUGUCAUCGUACACUGCUAACCUGGCCGCCUUCUUGACCGUGGAGCAGGUCGUCUCACCCAUCAGCAACGCGGAAGAUUUGGCCGCUGCCGGUGGCGUCAUCAAGUACGGUGCGAAACGAGACGGCAGCACGAUCAGCUUCUUCAAGGAUGCUGAGUACGGGACGUACGCGAAGAUGUACCAGUACAUGAUGGCCAACCAGGAACUGCUUACCUCCUCCAACCCGGAGGGUUUGCAACGCGUCAAGACGGAAAACUACGCCUUCCUGAUGGAGUCCACCUCGAUCGAGUACAUUGUGGAGCGCGAGUGUGACGUCACGCAGAUCGGUGGUCUGCUUGACGACAAGGGUUAUGGAAUAGCAAUGCGCAAGAAUUCACCGUACCGUAGUGCACUCAGCGAGGCGGUGCUACGCCUUCAAGAGCAAGGUGUUUUGACUUCGCUCAAGCGCAAAUGGUGGAAGGAAAAGCGUGGUGGUGGCGCCUGUUCGCAAAGUACUAGCGAAGAUGGUGCGGAGGAGCUUGACAUGGACAAUGUUGGUGGCGUGUUUUUUGUCCUCUUUGUCGGCUGCUCAUUCGCCAGCUUGUUUGGCUGCUGUGAGCUGUUCUUCGUCAUUGCGCACCGUGCUAGACGACACAAGGUACCGUUCCGUGAGGAACUGAUGGCCGAACUGCGCUUUGUAGCCAAGUGUCACGGUAACACCAAACCGGUCCGGCACGGCAAAAGCUCUUCCGCCUCUGGGGAGAACUCACCCGAAUCGGGCCUGGAGUCCGCGGACCAUUCGACCACCUCCAGCAAACAUGACGUUUCCGGUACUCGGACCGGUGGUGACGAUGGCCCCACCGGUGUGGAGGACGCUACCGCUAAGCAGCGGAAACAAAAUGGUGGCAAGUCUGCCCUUAAUGGAAGCACUCGGAAGGGCAUGCUUGAUGACUAA